CAUUUAACCUCAUGAUGCACUGGGAGCGCGAAUACUUCUGGCAAGAAGAAUACACGGAGCGUGCGUGGUGUAUGGAAUGCGUGAAAUGUGAGGAACUCUCGGGCGCCGAGGGCAACUCCGGAUGUCGUGAUAGCAACUCGAACAGCUUUGACUGUGCCAGUGAGGACCAGCUCUGGUUGCAGGACUGUGGUGGUCCAGCCAAGGGAACUGCGGUUUUUACUAUUGUGCGCUACGACUCGUCGGAUCAGAUUCGAGUGCAGGGUUCGGAUCUGUGCCUUACACUGGUGCAUCCGCGAUUCAUCAACCUGCAGCCCUGUGACGAGGCUGACAUGUUGCAGCGUUGGCGAGGCUUUGACCGCAAUCAGUCCUUUGACUUGCGUCCAGCACAGGACAAUAAUGGCUGCCUUUCGCAGUCGCAUCAACCCAGAGCUGGCGAAAUCAUUUUUAAUGGUGGUUGUGUGUUGGCCUAUAAAUGGAACACUGCGUUCUGGGAUGCAAUUCCAGCCUAAGUGCUCAGCGGUGACGGCUUUUGGGCUGGUCUUAAAGUAUGAUCGGUCGGCUUCGUUCUCGCUCUCGCAAGAGGUCACUAGGCAUUGGAUAGCUCGGUUUACGCGUCCUAAUCCACGCUGUACUCAUAUUUCAAACUUGUAGAAUCACGUCUUGCUUCUUCUUGAGCUUUUCCUUGACUG
Messenger RNA from Phaeodactylum tricornutum CCAP 1055/1, 689 nucleotides. It is a transcript of the gene TRD5, whose product is annotated as TRD5. Lineage: Eukaryota; Bacillariophyta; Bacillariophyceae; Surirellales; Neidiaceae. The record is from RefSeq and is a predicted model, not a curated record. Bases 12 to 509 code for a protein of 165 amino acids. The transcript has a single exon.